CGGGCGGAGGGGCGGCGCCCAUCAGUCCCGCGGUGGCCGUGCAGCCAUGAGCUCCUCGCAGUUCAACAAGGGGCCCGCGUACGGGCUCUCGGCCGAGGUCCGCAGCCGGCUCCUGUCUAAAUACGACCCUCAGAAGGAGGCAGAGCUUCGCACCUGGAUCGAGGGUCUCACGGGCCUCUCCAUCGGCCCCGACUUCCAGAAGGGUCUGAAGGAUGGGGUCAUCUUAUGCACGCUCAUGAAUAAGCUCCAGCCGGGCUCUGUCCCCAAGAUCAACCACUCCAUGCAGAACUGGCACCAGCUAGAAAACCUCUCCAACUUCAUCAAGGCCAUGGUCAGCUACGGCAUGAACCCCGUGGACCUGUUCGAGGCCAACGACCUCUUUGAGAGUGGGAACAUAACGCAGGUCCAGGUGGCCCUGCUGGCACUGGCUGGGAAGGCCAAGACAAAAGGGCUGCAGAGCAGUGUGGACAUCGGGGUCAAGUACUCGGAGAGGCAGCAGCGGAACUUUGAUGAUGCUACCAUGAAGGCUGGCCAGUGCGUCAUCGGGCUGCAGAUGGGCACCAACAAGUGUGCCAGUCAGUCAGGCAUGACAGCGUAUGGCACCAGGAGGCAUCUCUAUGACCCCAAGAACCACAUCCUGCCACCUAUGGACCACUCCACCAUCAGCCUGCAGAUGGGCACCAACAAGUGUGCCAGCCAGGUGGGCAUGACUGCGCCUGGGACCCGGCGGCACAUCUAUGACACCAAGCUGGGGACGCACAGGUGUGACAGCUCCUCCAUGUCCUUGCAGAUGGGCUACACACAGGGGGCCAGCCAGAGCGGCCAGGUCUUUGGCCUGGGCCGCCAGAUAUAUGACCCCAAGUACUGCCCACAAGGCCCUGUGGCAGAUGGUGGUGCGGUGGGCACCAGCGACUGCCCCGGGGAGGCCCCAGAACGUCCCCCCUACCUGGAAGAGGCUGGCUGCUGAGGGCCCCCCCCCCCCCCCCCCCCCCCCCCCCCGGGGGGGGGGGGGGCGGGGGCCCCCCCCCCCCCCCCCCCGUGUGCUGGGUCCCCUGCCGGCAGCAGCACCACCUGGGCUCUGGGGGGUUUCUGGGUUCUUGCUUCUUUUUUAAAGCAUUGCCAGGCAGGUCUGGGCAGCUGGGUGGGGGGCCAGGGCUUUUCCCUCCCUGCUCGGGUUUCACAGACUGAGCUGGGGGAAGGCAGUGCCCGUGCAGCGGUGGGGGUCCUCGGGACACCCCAAGCAGAUUCCCCAGGGGCAGUGGACCUAGCUUUAUGGGGGAGGGGGGAGGGGGGCAGCCGGGAAGGUGGCCCCCCCCAUGGCUUCCGGUUUCCUCAUCUCUUCCCCCUAUGCCUGUGGGUUUUGUACCGGCUGAAGUUUCAGGAAGUUUUAACCAAAGAAAACGAUAUUUUUUAUUUUUUUUUUUCAGGAGGAUGGGGAGGGGAUGGUAGAGGGGAGUGCUCAGAAAUGGGCCUCCUUGGAGGGGUCCAGGCUGUAGCCCUUAAAUGUUUUAGGCAUGUUGAGGGACCACAUUCCUAUAAGAUCAACAGCCCUGGGUCCUCUCCAGGGGCCCAGCGGGGAAACCAAGGCCCCCCCGACAGGACAUUGAAUCUCAGUGGUUGGGGAAAACCAGACCCCCCUCACCAAGGGUCCCCCUCCCCUCAGGUCCUGCAGAUUUUAAAGACCUCCCCUGCAGCUCUUCCCCUUCUGGAUCCACUAGCUAGUAUCCCUCACCUCCUACUGCGCAUGACCCCCACCCAGGAGCCCUGGACACUGAGAUAAUGUGAAAUGCCAGUGCGGACCAAAAGCAAUAAAAACCUCUGUUUAUAAGAAAA
Marmota flaviventris (yellow-bellied marmot) is the source of this 1833-nucleotide messenger RNA. It is a transcript of the gene Cnn2, whose product is annotated as calponin 2. The record is from RefSeq and is a predicted model, not a curated record. Gene Ontology annotation, cellular component: actin cytoskeleton; focal adhesion. Gene Ontology annotation, molecular function: actin filament binding. Gene Ontology annotation, biological process: actomyosin structure organization; actin filament organization. NCBI's taxonomy places the organism in Eukaryota, Metazoa, Chordata, Mammalia, Rodentia, Sciuridae.